Pelagomonas calceolata is the source of this 1088-nucleotide messenger RNA. NCBI's taxonomy places the organism in Eukaryota, Pelagophyceae, Pelagomonadales, Pelagomonadaceae. The record is from the annotation of a GenBank genome assembly.
GAGCGCUUUUGCGAGCGCCUUUUUGCCGCGAUCCCUGGACCAGUUGCAGCCGCGACUAGACCAGAGGCGCAGUCCUUGUGUAUUUUCGACGCCUGCGACGUCAGCGCCAUCAUCGGUGCUCGACACGCCAAUUGCUCACUGACCGCGUUUAGAGAAACUCGCGGGUAACUCGCCGGACACCGCGCCGUCUGCAUAUAGAACUUGCCGUCGCCGUGCCGCUGUACGCCAUGCAUCACCUCCUGGCAGUGCUGAGCCUCGCGACCGCGCUCGUCGCGCCGACGCGGCGCCAGACAACUCGCCUCCGCGCCGCGUCGCUCGAGAAGAAGGGCGACGAUUAUAUUUUUGAGGACAUCGCGAAGAACUUGGGAAAAGGAGACCAGGACCGCCUGUACCAGUACCAACUGGAGCUCGCCGAGCGCUACGGCGAGGACAAGAUCGGUCGCGCGGCGCCGCCGCCGAAGCCCAAGAAACCGAAGCAGGGGGGCACCGUAGUCGUCGAGGCCGUGACGACGACGCCGAGGACGAAGGCCGUCGUCGCACCGCGCAACUCCAAACUCCGCUGGCGAGGCCUCGUGUGCGGCGCCGCGGUGGCGUUGUUUUUGACGCCUGGGUUUUUGGAGUACUUGAUCAGCGUCCGGACGAAGGCGCUCGCCCUCGAGAAGUCGCUCGAGGCGCUCUUAUUAGCAGUGGCGGCGCCGGCGACGGACGCGCUCUCCGCUGCGUGCGGCGCCGCCGCGCCCAUCUGCGCAUCGGCCUACGGCUCCGUCGCCGCCACCGCGGCCGGUGCGUAUGGUGCGGCCGCGCCCGCCUGCGCCAAGGCUUGUAGUAGCGUCGGCGCGGCGGCGUCGUCGGCCUGCGGCGGCAUCUCGGCGGCGGCCGGAUCGGCCUCCGCCUCUCUUGCACCGCUCGCGGCCAAGGUUGGCUCGGCCGUGGGUUCAGCGUACAGUAGCGUCUCCGCGACCAAGGUCGGCGCUGCGGUGACGAGCGGCGUCGCCAAGGCGAGUGCGCGGGUCGGACCGCCCCUGGCCCGCGUCUGGAGUUUCUUGGUCAAUUGGAAGGGAUUGAUCUUCUGGCGACCUGGAAAUUAA